AAAAAAAACCAACUUUAUUUUUAUACAACCUCCAUUCCCAAACUCCCUCCCAUUUUCCCUAAAAAAAAAAAAAAAAAAACUAAACUCUGCUCCCAUUUUGAUUUUAUAAGACAAUCAUUAAAAAGAACAUUUUAAAACGGAAAAAGUAAUGAAAAAUUUCACACCGUGUACGACACGAGACCAAACCCGUGUAUGAAAGGUACAAAGACUAGGAAAUCUUUGUAGCAAGGGAAGGGUAUAAUAAGUUAUGGGCUCGUAGUCACCUCACCCCAAAUUGGACAUAACCCACCUGACACCUCACACUAUAUUUGGUUGUUUCUUUCAAUAAUCACUAGAUUCUCUAUGCUCCUUCCAAAUUUCUAUCCCUCGUUAAAAACUUCAUAUCUCCCACCCUCUUCGCUUCACAUUCAUCUCCAAACACUAUUUUUUCUCUUCAUUUUCUCCUUUUCAUACCCUUAAAUUUGUUAAUUUGUGCAUGGUUUUCUAUUGAUUGCCUGAAAUUUUGACUAUUUUUUGUUGGAUCUUUCAAGAUAUGGAAUUUGAGUACCAAGAGGAGUACAUUAGGAAUUCAAGAGAUGUCCAGCUUUUUACUUGUAGAUGGUUGCCUCUCUCUCCUCCUAAGGCUCUUGUUUUCAUCUGCCAUGGGUAUGGCAUGGAAUGCAGCAGUUUCAUGAGAGGAUGUGGAAUCAAGCUAGCAUGUGCUGGCUAUGCAGUGAUUGGUAUGGACUACGAGGGGCAUGGAAGGUCCAAGGGUGCCCGCUGUUAUAUUAAGAAGUUUGACAAUAUUGUGAAUGACUGUUAUGACUUUUUCAAGUCAGUUUCUGAGCAGGAUGAGUAUAAAGGUAAACGGAGAUUUUUAUAUGGAGAGUCGAUGGGAGGAGCUGUUGCAUUGUUACUUCACAAAAAAGACCUUACCUUUUGGCAUGGUGCAGUUCUUGUCGCACCCAUGUGUAAGAUAUCAGAAAAGGUGAAGCCUCACCCUGUCGUUAUUAAUAUUUUGACACAAGUGGAGGAGAUUAUACCUAAAUGGAAGAUAGUUCCCUCAAAAGAUGUUAUUGAUUCAGCAUUUAAAGACCCUAUCAAGCGGGAAGAGAUAAGGAGCAACAAGCUCGUAUAUCAAGAGAAACCCAGGCUGAAAACAGCUCUGGAAAUGCUGAGAACGAGUAUCAGCCUUGAGGACAGCUUACAUGAGGUAACCGUGCCAUUCUUUGUACUACAUGGGGAAGCAGACACAGUGACUGACCCAGAAGUAAGCAGAGCAUUGUAUGAGCAAGCCAGCAGCGUCGACAAGACCUUCAAACUAUAUCCAGGAAUGUGGCACGCUUUAACAUCCGGAGAGCCUGAUGACAAUGUAGAGCUUGUUUUCAGUGACAUUGUUGCAUGGCUUGACAAGCGCAGUGACAUUGAAUACAGUACAUUGCACAACCAGUUCCUUGCUCAUCGUGGGAGCGGGGCUCAUGUUGUCAGAUCUGCACCCACAACACCCUUGAUGAACGGUGGAAGCAAAAAGAAGCAACAAAAACCAAGUGUGUACGGGAAAUAUUUAUGUGGUUGGAAAGGACCUCGUAUGCAUCAUCACUCGUCGAUGUAAAGCCUCAGUUCGAUUUGAACGGUCGUGUAUGUAAUUUCGUGUUUUUUGUGUGGGGGGGUGUGGAAUCAUCAUUUAGUUGUAGUGAGAAAAGUCAUAGUGAAAAGUAUCUCAUUUGUCACGAACUCAUGAUAAAUGUCUGUAAAAAUAAAAAGGGAAACUGAAAAUUCUGUUAAUAUAUACUGCUAUAUCAAUUGACAAUAUGUAAAGCUCUUUGUUUAUGUUUCUAUAGAUUAUGUGAAGUAGUUAAUAC
This is a messenger RNA of Chenopodium quinoa (quinoa), 1841 nucleotides long. RefSeq names its product caffeoylshikimate esterase-like. The coding region runs from base 533 to 1591 and encodes 352 amino acids. The record is from RefSeq and is a predicted model, not a curated record. The transcript has 8 exons. NCBI's taxonomy places the organism in Eukaryota, Viridiplantae, Streptophyta, Magnoliopsida, Caryophyllales, Amaranthaceae. Gene Ontology annotation, molecular function: lipase activity. Gene Ontology annotation, cellular component: membrane.